AGAUUGUUUUUCUCUUGAAAAUUUCUUCUUUGUCCUAUUAGUAAACAAUGUUUUCUCAUAUAUAUAAAGCAUACCCUUCUCCUUCCCUCUAAACAACUACACCAAUUCCUUCUCUCUCUCUUUCUCUCUCUCAAAAAAAUCUUCAUCAAUGGAGGAUAUCAUCAUGAAGAAACAAGCUUGUAUACCUACUUCUUCUCCAACUCGAUCACCACUAGCCAUGCAUAAAGAUUCACAAACAAUAUCCAAAGUGAAGCCAAAGAUUCGCAUAAUUCACAUAUUUGCUCCUGAAAUCAUCAAGACAGAUGUUGCAAACUUUAGAGAGUUGGUGCAAAGACUCACAGGGAAACCAGCUGAAAAGAGCCCCAAGAAGAAAUCAAGAAUUCCCAGAGGAACACAAGAUCAGCCAACAGUACGUACCAAGAAAGUGGAGCUAAGAACUGGGUUUGGGAAUUUGGGGUCUAGAGACAAGGUUAAAGAGGAAGAUGAAAUGUGGAAUGGUGCAAAUUCAGGUGGUUUCUUAGCAGGAUUUGCAGAUUUGGAUGGUUUCAUUCAAGAACUUGGUGAAUUCCCAAUGCUGCCUAUGGAGGCUAAUCAUCACAUGCAUGGUUUUGGAGAGACUCAACUUGUCUAAUGGAAAUCAUAUGGGUUUAAUUUCCUUCUAUUUUCCUCGCAAAUAUGCUUGAUCUUACAGUCUUUUUUUUUUUUUCCCUUUCUUUUGGGGGAUGGAUUAUAUUAGAUAAUUUAACUGAUGAAUUUUUCCUAUAUGUAUGUUUUUAUUUAUUUGCCUAUCUUUAAUUUUCUUGAUUUCUAAUCACUCUCUGCUGCAUGUAAAUACAAAGAAAAAAAAAAUCCUCAUCUCUUGCUUUUCCUGGAGAGAAAUGGCACUUACAUAUCCUGUCUGCCCCAUUUGGAUGUAAUAGAUCAGAAGUAAUCAACUGAUAUUAUUUUCA
Hevea brasiliensis (rubber tree) is the source of this 950-nucleotide messenger RNA. Its product is annotated as VQ motif-containing protein 17-like. Gene Ontology annotation, cellular component: nucleus. The record is from RefSeq and is a predicted model, not a curated record. Bases 149 to 631 code for a protein of 160 amino acids. The transcript has a single exon. Lineage: Eukaryota; Viridiplantae; Streptophyta; Magnoliopsida; Malpighiales; Euphorbiaceae.